CUAAAUAUGAUUAAUCGUCUUCAUUCAUUAAUAAGUUUGGUUACUUAAAAAUUUUACUUCUCCAAUUAUGUGAACUGGCUGAGGCAACUUUUACAAACUAUGAUGAGAAUCGUUCAACGAAAAUUAUUCAUUUUCCAUGGAACCUAACCAAUUAGACUGGAAUAAAAAGCUUGCGCAUUGAUCAAAUUGUGACUAUUUUGUCUACAUUCUAUUCUUCAUCAUUUCGCCCCGUAGGAAACUUCAGACCAAAUUUCAUGAUUUGAUUGGUUUACUGCGGAAUUUUAUUAACAGUGUCAAUUUUUCGAAGUCUACAAUCAUUUAAAACGUACAUAAAAGAUAUUUCUCGAUUUCCCUAUAAAACUCAGAACACUUCAAAAAAUCAAUCGUGACCCGAACAACAGACGUUUUUCAAUUCCACAAAACUCAUUCUGAUUAUAGUAGCAUUGUCAGGACAAUAUUAUUUAAGCCAAUCAAUGUUUAUCAUUAUCUGUUGUUGUAUAAUCAUGUCCAUAAAAAUGUUUAAUUUAUGUCUGUAUAUGUGUGUACACAUGGGUUACAUAUGACCAAAUGUUAUUUGGUAUUUAAAGCCUCAAAUACUAUUGACUAUCAUUUUAAUGGCGUCAACUAUAUUGCGUAAAUUUUAUCAACAGUCUUAUACUGUUCUGGAAAAAAGCCUUCCUCGCGAUAAAUAAAUUCUUUCCGUAAAAACGUGUAGUGCACGGGAAACUAACAAAAUUUCGUUUAAAUCUAUUAUCUUAUUGUCAAUAGUUAAAUAUCUAGAAGGUGAAUCAGGCACAGAAACUUUUAUUACACAGAGAUUUGUUGAAGUAGAUCGAAAUCGACGUAACGAUAUUUUCUUCAUAGAUGAUGGACCUCGAUAGAUAAAGAUAUUCAACAGUCCUUAAUCAAAGUAACCUAUUAAAAAUGUCUGUUCAAAUAAUUGAUUUUGAUAUACAAAAUCUAAUGACCACCUACCUAAUAUAAUGCAUCAGUUUAAAGAAAAGGAUAUUUACUCUCUACAAAUAUUUUCUUACUAUAUUUAGCAGUCACAGAACAUGACCCGUAUAUGUAAAAAUUGCAAAAAUCUCAGUUCAGUACUACUCAUUUCAUCUUCUUUUUUUUAAAAAAACAACAGAUUAGAUGUAUACAAAAUGUGACAUCAGUACCAAUUAAAACUGUUUCAAGUUUAUAUUCAACUGAUGUGGAACUUAAACAGAAUAAAUUAAAAUCACCUGUAAAUUCAUGGAAUGAAUGGGAUCCUUUAGAAGAAAUCAUUGUUGGAACACCAGAAUAUGCGACAGUACCACAUUUGUUACCUGAAGUGAAAACUUGUGCUGCAAGUGCUAAACACAAUUUCUACAUUCAAAAUGGAGGUAAAUAUUGGGCUGAUGUUAUACCAAAAGAACAUUGGCAAUUGUUAUGCAAACAAGUUGAAGAUUUUGUUAAAAUGCUUGAAUUAGAAGGUAUUAAAGUUGUUCGACCUGAUCCAGUCGAUCAUAGAAAGUCAUAUAAACUUCUUGACUUUGAAACACAAGGCUUCUAUGCUGCUAUGCCAAGAGAUUUCUUAUUAAUUGUCGGUGAUGAAAUAAUCGAAGCGACAAUGACUUGGAGAUCAAGAUAUUUCGAAUAUUUGGCCUAUAGACCACUUGCUUUAAAUUAUUGGAGACAAGGAGCCAAAUGGACAAUUGGACCUAAGCCAACUAAUUUUUCCAAAUUAAUAAGAGAUGAACCUAUUAAUGUAGGUCUCAGUGAUGAACAUAAUCCAGAUUAUGGAAAAGUGACAACAGAAAGUGAACCAUGCUUUGAUGCUGCUGACUUUAUACGUGCUGGACGAGAUAUUUUUGCACAAAGAAGUCAAGUCACAAAUUUAUCAGGAAUCGAAUGGGUUAGAAGACAUUUAGAGCCUCGUGGUAUAAAAGUUCAUAGGCUUUCAUUUGUUGAUCCAAGACCAAUGCAUAUUGAUGCAACUUUUACUUUAGUUAAACCUGGUAUAGCUAUUCAAAACCCUGAUCGUCCAUGUCAUCAAGUUGAUUUUAUCAGAAAAGCCGGUUGGCAAGUUAUCGACGCACCACAACCAUUAAUGAAAAAAGAUCAUGAAAUGUGGCUUGGUUCCAACUGGUUAUCAAUGAAUGUCUUGAUGUUAGAUCAGAAUAGAGUAAUUGUAGAAUCUGAAGAGACAGGGAUUCAAGAAAUGUACAAAAGUAUAGGAAUUAAACCAAUCAAUGUAAAAUUUAAAUAUGCAAAUUCGAUUGGAGGAGGGUUUCAUUGUUGGACGUGCGAUAUAAGACGGCAAAGUAAACUAGAAUCAUAUUUCGACUGGUCCAAAGGUGAAAUACCACGAAUUUGAAAAAUAUAUGUAUGCAAUCAAUGAAUGUAAGAUGUAGGAACGUUUUUGAUUUCCCUUUUGUAUUACUAUCAUUGUUAAAGAUAAAUAUAAUGUAUUUGACUUGUGGAAAUACAAAUAUAAUCUAACAUUAAAAUUACGACUACAUGUUCUGUGGUUUAUUUCAUGGCUAUUGGAUUCAGAAGUGGUUGACAAUUUAAUACCUGUAUGUGACUCUAAUAUAACUGGACGACAGUGGUGCUACUGAGGUGUAUGAACUAUUUAGCUAAUCACAUUCAUACAAUGUAGAAAUAAAACGUCAGGUUGUAUCUAUGACAAGUAUAAAGUAUCAGUGCCAUGGUUGAAUUUGAUAGUUUCAAAUAGAAUGAGGUUUGGGUAGAAAGUUAAUAAUAAAUAUAUUUUUGCUAUAUCCUAAUGAGUAGAAAAGUUGUAUUUC
Messenger RNA from Schistosoma bovis, 2780 nucleotides. Lineage: Eukaryota; Metazoa; Platyhelminthes; Trematoda; Strigeidida; Schistosomatidae. The record is from the annotation of a GenBank genome assembly.